Messenger RNA from Cinara cedri, 3280 nucleotides. NCBI's taxonomy places the organism in Eukaryota, Metazoa, Arthropoda, Insecta, Hemiptera, Aphididae. The record is from the annotation of a GenBank genome assembly.
GGUCACUAAAAAUUGUAUUUUAUAAUAAUCACAGUAAACAAUAAUUUUUGACUGUGAUAACGUCUUGAAUAUAUGAUAAAACCCGGUACUGUAAUCAUUGAGUACUACUGUAAUCGACUGUAUAAGACGGAAUACAAUUUAUAAGUUUUGAGGAUCUAGCUGUUAUAAUUUGGAAAUCAAUAAUGCCGUUUACGAUUAUCACUUAAUCAAAACCUGGCAUAGGUGAAUUAUUAAAAGGUUUUUACUAGUUUCUUAUUUAUAUUUAAAAACAUUGCGAAAAUUAUUAAAUCUUGAAAUGGGAUCUAGACAAAGGCAAUCGGAUCGUUUAAUUGACGAUUUAUCACACGUGGAUUUUGAGAUUAGUUGAAAUACUCUCUAUGUUCGAUAAUAUGCAUCUCCGGGAAGAUCUUGUUCUUGGUAUUUAUUCAUAGGGUAAGUCUCUUUUAACCGUUAAGAAUUGUGUAUAGUACCUUGUCUAUGCAUUAUUUAUAUUGUGUUAUUUUAAUGGGAUUUUUUCAUAGGUUCUGAACGCCUUUCGGCUAUACAACAAAGAGCUAUCAAGGCGAUAAUCAAAGGAUGUCAUAGCUCAAUCUCAGUUUGGUACUGGUAAGACCGCAACAUUUUCAAUUGCUAUGCUGCAUUCAAUUGACACUUAAUUAAGAGAUACUCAAGUUUUAUACUUAUCACCUACCAGAAAACUUGCUGUACAAAUCCAAUAAGUAUUAUUGUAAUUUCUAAUGUAUUUGAUAAGGAAAAAAAAAUACUUACCUUAAAGAGUAUUUGACUACAGCAUUGGGAAGUUCAAUACAAUAUCUAAAAUAUUUAUAAAAACUUAAUCAAAAUUGUCAAAAAUCACAAUUAAUGUUAAUAAUUGUUUAGGUGAUUUUAGUUUUGGGAGAUUAUUUAAAUACUCAGUGUGGUGCUUGUAUCGGAGGUACAAAUCUUGGUGAGGAUCUACAAAAAUUGGACCUCGGUCAAUACAUUAUUUCAGGAACACCUGGCCGAGUGUUCGGUAUGUAAACAAUUAAUUCAGAACUCAAUAUUAAGGCCAGGUACACAUUGAGACGCAGGUGAUGCAGCACAGCUUAGAAAAAACUAUGUGACCUAUGUGAGCGCAUAUUACUAAGCAUUUGUGUGUCACUAUUCACCCAGUCAUAAGAAAAAUGAUAGCAGAAAAUGUAAUAAAUUUAUGUUCUGAAUAAGAUUCUGCCGAUGAAUUUGAUAAACUUCUUUAAUUUUGUCUUAAUAUAGUCAACAUGACUAGCGUCAUAUAAAACACUGUAAUGUUGAAUGGCUUCAAUUACAGACCAUUGCAAAAAUAAAAUAUCAAAUUAAAAUUUUAAAGGUGGAAAUUAUGUUAAGCUGACAUAACUUAAAUGGAAAAUAUUUCAAACACUUGUAACAAGUAUGCAGUAAACUGUUUCGUGGACACUGCAUGACACAGGUCAACACACGCUCUGCCCUGCCUCCAAAUAUGUGCUAGUACAUUUUAAUUAAUAGAUUACAGAAAAUUAUACUGUGUUGUCUCAAUGUGCACCCGGUCUAAUACAUUUUGUUGUAAACUUAAUUCUUUAAUAGACAUGAUUAGAUGUAAAACACUGCGUACAAGAAAUAUUAAAACACUUGUAUUAGAUGUAGCAAAUGAAAUGUUAAACAAAGGAUUUAAGAAACAAAUAUAUGAUGUAUAUAGUUUCUUGCCACCUGCUACCCAGGUAUAAUUGAAUUACUUUUGAAUGUGAAACAAUUUUAAUUUGUUGUAACAUUUUAGGUCUUACUCAUAUCUGCUACUCUGCCCUAUGAAAUACUUAAAAUAGCAAAUAAAUUUAUGACAGAUCCUAUUCGAAUUUUAGUGAAAGGGUUAGUAAAAAAUAUAUAUAUUUCUGGGGGAAAUUCAUGAUAAUGAAUUACAUAUGGUCAUUUUUUUUAAUAAUGAACUCGCAUUGGAGGGUAAUAAGCAGUUUUUUUGCUCCUCAAACAUAAGUAUUUAAAGUAUAUUUUCAAUGAGAAGACCUUUGAUAAGUUUAAUUGGAUUAAAACUUUUAAUGUUAGAAAAUGAUUUUAAUAUAUUGUUUAUUUAUGUAUGUAUUACAGAAGAGUUUUAAUUACUACUGAUAUGGGUCAGAGAUAUUGAUGUACAAGUUUCUUUGGUCAUUAAUUAUGAUCUACCUAACAACUGAGAAUUAUAUAUAAAUAUACAUAAGUAAUUUGUGUUUUAUUUAUUUUAAAUAAAGUAAUUGAACAAAAAUCCUUAUUUUAUGAAAAAUUGAUCAUGUUAUUCAACUUUAUUGUAGGUUUGGUCGAUUUGGAAGAUUUGGAGAAAAGGAAGUGGCAAUCAAUUUUGUAAAAAGUGAUGAUAUUAGAAUACUGCGUUAUAUAGAACAAUAUUAUUCCACACAAAUUGAUGAAAUGCCAAUGAAUAGAAAAUGUAUAAUAUUUUUCUUCUCUUUGAAGAAUAUAUGCAGAGGAUGAAACUAUAAUUAUCAUCUCCAACUGUCAACUAUUCGCUGAGACAUUUUUUGUUUAAAAACUAAUGUCAUUGUUUUUCAAUAUAUGUUGGUGGAAUCAUCUAUUAGGGACAUUUUAUAUUAAAUGUACCCUUCUUUGUGAUUUUUGGAUCAAGAAUAUCUUUUAGAGGAUCUGGGGAGAAGAUAGUGGUUUUAACCCCAUUCAAUUUGGCUUGGUACUCUACACCAGUAGUCUUCAACCUUUAUCGACUCACGACCCACUUUUUUAGACAUGCAUUUUUCGCGACCCAUGUAAGGACAAUCGCACACCUAAAGAAAAACGUUUGUAGAAAAAUCAAAAAAAAUCUAAAAUCACUUAAUACUUUGUAGUAGUACUAUUAGAACUAAAUAAAUAAAAACUAAAUUAUUGAUGAAUUAAAAGAAAAAUACUUUUUAAGGGACACUUAAAUAUGACUAGAAUAAUAACUCGACUAACAUUUAUAAUACUUCCCCUUUAAACACAGUAAUAAUACUGAUAAUGUUCGUAGAUUAUGGGACUCUUUAAUGAUGACAAUAUAAUAAAUUAAUUUUAUUACUAGCCCAGUUCACUCCUAAAUUAUUAUAUUCAAUGUCAUAUCAUGAACCGAUUGAUGUGGUGGAAGAAGAUCUUAAAACCCUUGGAGUUGAAAAUUGGAGAGAGACAGUUCAAGAUAGAAAUAGGUGAAGAAGUGUAGUAAUAACGGUAAAAUCUCUUAGAGAGUAGACAUGUCAACAGAAAAAGAAGAAGAAUGUCAUAUUACGUAGAAACAUACUAGUGUAUGAAACAUUUACUGUGA